AUGGAGGCAUUAAAAUCGCUUACGAGCUUCACCGACAGGUUUUACGAACAAAUAUUAAAUGAAAGUCAUGGUCAGUGGGAAAAUACUUUUCUCUCCCCUUUCAAUAUCUAUACUGCCCUCGGAAUGGUUCUUUCUGGCAGCGAAAACAAUACGAAAGCCGAGAUGAUAAAGGCUAUGCAUUUGUCUGACUGUUUAGAACACGAUCAAGUUCAUUGUGAGAUUGCUCAUCUUCUGAAUGAUUGUUCGAAACUUAGUGAAGGUGUUGAGAUAAUCCUUGCUAAUAGAUUGUUCGUUGCACAAAAUGUAAGAAUGAAAGAGCAGUUCAAAGCUAAUCUGAAGACAAACUACAAUGCUCCAACAGAACAUGUGGCAUUUGAGACUGACAUAGAAGGUUCUCGAAACCGGAUAAACCAGUGGAUCAGUGAACAAACUAAAGGACAAAUUCAAGAACUCAUUUCACAUGGUUCUUUAACAAACGACACUUCUGCUGUAGUAACAGCUACUACAUACUUCAAAGGUAAAAGAAUGUAUGAAUCUAAUUUUUAA
This is a messenger RNA of Schistosoma rodhaini, 546 nucleotides long. The record is from the annotation of a GenBank genome assembly. NCBI's taxonomy places the organism in Eukaryota, Metazoa, Platyhelminthes, Trematoda, Strigeidida, Schistosomatidae.